Messenger RNA from Microthlaspi erraticum, 1227 nucleotides. The record is from the annotation of a GenBank genome assembly. NCBI's taxonomy places the organism in Eukaryota, Viridiplantae, Streptophyta, Magnoliopsida, Brassicales, Brassicaceae.
AUGGCAUUGGUACUGCUUAUGGUAGUGGUGGUGCUGACGUGGCAGAAGGGGACAACGGCGAAGAAGGAUCCGAAAAGUACCGCCGAGACGGUGAAGAGAAUGGCGACGGAGACUGCCCAAGGAGCCAAAGACAAGACCGCGUCAUGGGCUGGUUGGGUAUCCGACAAAAUCACCAAGAAAAAGGAACCAGAAACUGUCGCCCAACGCGCAGAGAAGUACGCUUACGAGACAGCACAAUCCGUCAAGGACUCUGCUUAUGAAAAUGCUCAAUACGCUACGGACAUUGCCUUUGAGAAGGCAGUAAUUGCAAAGGACAUGGCCUAUGAGCAAGCAGGGCACGCUAAAGAUUUUGCUUACGACAAGGCGGGCGGUGCCAAGGAUUAUGCCUACGAGAAGGCAGGACAUGCCAAGGACGUGGCCUAUGAGACAGCAGGACACGCCAAGGACAUGGCCUAUGAUAAGGCAGGUGAUGCCAAGGACAUGGCUUACGAGAAGGCGGGAUACGGGAAGGAUUAUGCCUAUGAUAAGGCAGGCAAUGCAAAGGACAUGGCCUAUGAGCAAGCAGGGCACGCUAAAGAUUAUGCGUAUGACAAGGGAGGCGAUGUUAAGGACAUGGCUUACGAGAAGGCGGGACACGCCAAGGAUUAUGCCUAUGAUAAGGUGGGAGCUGCUUACAAAAGUGCACAGAAAAUGAAGGAUAUUGGUUAUGAUAAGGCUGGCGAUGCAAAGGACAUGGCCUAUGAUAAGGCAGGACACGCGAAGGAUUAUGCGUAUGAUAAGGCUGGCGAUGCAAAGGACAUGGCAUACGAUAAGGCUGGAUCUGGUGCGAAGAAAGCAAAGGAAUUUGGCUAUGAGAAAGCCGGUGAGGCCAAGGACUUUGCUUACAAGCAAGCUGGCAAUGCCAAGGACAAAGCCGGUGAUGUGAUCAAGAUGGCGACGGACAAGGGAGGUGAAGCUUAUGAAGGAGCUAAAGAGAGAUCAAAGAGUGCUAAAGACAUGGCAACGGAUAAAACCGAACAAGCAAUGAAGUAUGGUAAAGAGAAAGCAACAGAAGCAAUGGAUGGAUCGGUUGAGUAUAUCAAAGGCAAAACACAAAAACCCAAAGAUGGAGUGGCCAAACAAACCGUGAACAAGGUUAAGGAUUCGACAAAAUACGCUUAUGAAACCGCAAAGGAUAAAGCUUCUCAAGUUGCUGGAGAGAUAAGAGAGCGUUAUGCUGAGCUCUAA